CCCGAGCGGUCGUGGGAGCUCUGCCCAGAGGGGGCCGGCAACGCGGACGCGGGAAAGAUUACCGCGUGCUUUUGAUGGCAGGUUUUUAAAGUCCGGGAGUGUGAGAACAAACAAAACCUGAGGAAGACCCAGGAAGACCCGGCCGGAAGUCAUAGUAUCCAUAGAGACGUUAUCGGAAGUUGGGGUUGCUAGGAGGCCUGGGCGCAUUAGCUAAUCUGCGCCAUGGCUGAAGUCCCAGAAGAUUAUGAUUCUGGCCCCGAUGAAAAUGAAGACCUGGAGUCUGAGAGACCAAAACAACCUAGGCCUCCUAAAAUAGAUGAAGAUGCUGAACCAGACAUCACAGCAAAGACAGGCCUGAAGCUACUUGAAGAGAUUCACCAAGAACCACAGCCAGAGACGGAGGAAGAGAAGUUGAAAGACCGGACGCCAGAAAGUGCCGAGACUAUACACCCACACCUAAAAUCAACCAGGAUAUCAGAGGAAGAGAUUCUCAAGGAGUCAGAGAUAGGUCUUUCUAACGGGACUGAGAUAGGGAUCUCCCAAGAGGUAAUGUUGGAGACAUCCAGAGAGAUGAGAAGAAAGCUUGUCAAGGAUUUGGAGGUCCCUAUGAAUGAAAAACAGGAGCAGCCAGAUCUAAAGCCAGCAGAGGAGACCAAACCAGAUGUUACAGAAGGUGUGUUCAUAGAGUCAGCUCAGGAAACAAAUCUAGAGCUCCCAAAGGAAACAGAGUCUGAGGUUCCCCAAGCCAUAAUCAAUGAGACAAGAGUAGAGUUACUAGAGGAGACCAAACUAGGGGUUCCAGAGGAAUUGCUUAGAGAGCAAAAUGAAGAACCUUCAGAACAGAUCAAACCUGAAUUUCCAAGUGAGAAACCAAGAAAAGUAAUUGAAGAUAGAGAUCUACAGUCACCAGAGAUGACCACUCCAGAAUUUCCAGAAGAGACACAAAGAAAGUCAUCUGAGGAGAAAAGCACAGAACCAUCUGAGCUGACCAAACUGGAGUUUACAGAAGAGAAACCAAUAAAGUCUACUAAGGAGGCAGGUCUAGAGCUUCUAGAAAAGACUACGCCAGAGGUUUCAGAGGACACAGGAAGAAAACCACCUGAGGAAAAAGGGACUGAGCAGAUUAAACCAGAGUUUCCAGACCAGAAACCAAUUGAGUCUACUGAGACACAAAGAAAGUUAACUGAGGGGAAGGUUCCAGAGCCACUAGAAGAGAUAAAAUCAGAGUUUCCUGAGGAAAAAUCAAGAACACUAAUUGAGAAAACAGGUCUGAAGUCAACAGAAAAGACCAAACCAGAAAUUCAAGAGGAGACACAAAGAAAGUCAACUGUGGAGAAAGUUCUCAAACCACCAGAAGAUACUGAACCAACAGUUAUAAAAAAUAAGCAAAGAAAACCAAUUGAGAUAGGACUAGCACCACCACAGAAGUCCAAAACAGAGGAUAUACUGAGUGAGUCAACUGAGAAGAAAGGUCUAGAGCCUCCAGAACAGACUACACCAUGGUUUCUAAAGAAAGAACCAGAGACCCCAAGUAAAUCAACUCCUCAGUUGCCACUACAGAACACCAAAUCAAAGCUUCAAAAGAAGACACAAAGAGAGCCAACUAAGAAUAAAGAUUUAGAGUUACCAGAUAAAGCCAAACCACUAUUUGGACGAGAGACACAUGAUAAAUUUACCAAGGAAGAUAGGCCAAAACCAAUCAGUUUUAAGCGUUUUGUAGAUGAAGAUGAUCUGGAGGAGUCUGACUAUCAAAUAAAGUCGUUAGUAAAAGGAACUAAAAAACUUAUUAAAGACAUAAGCUCUUUCACAGUAAGAGAAGUAGAGUCAGUAAAUAUAGAUCAUUAUUUUUCAAAAGAACACCUAAUACUGUCUGAGCUUACCAGUAAGGACUUAUAUUCCUCAGACUCUCAGAGGGAUUUAAGUGAGUCCUUGAGUGAAGAAGUUUUAGAUUUGUUCCUAAAGUUGGAGGAUGAAAAAGAAACCCAGCAAAAGGAAAGGACUGAGCUACAAUUUGAGUAUCUUAACUGGAGCCCAGAAAAAGUUGCAGAGUGGAUUAGUGAGUUAGGCUUCCCUCAAUACAAGGAGUGUUUUAUCACAAACUUCAUCAGUGGCCGAAAACUCAUUCAUGUAAACUGCUCAAACCUCCCUCAGAUAGGGAUAACAGAUUUUGAAGACAUGAAGGCAAUUUCUCGGCACACGCGGGCGCUACUGGGAUUUGAAGAACCAUUAUUUAAACGCUCCAUCCGUCUUCCCCAUAGGGACAAUAUUGGCUUAUUUUUAGAACAAAAAGGUCAUACUGGGGAAACAUCUGAUUCCUUGACCUAUUCUGAAUUUGUGCAAACAGCAGGAUUACAAGAUUAUGAGCCACGAAUAACUGCCCCUGACAAGAAUUAGGCAUUCUAUUAUACUGAGCCACAGAGAAAAGCCAUUUCACUUAGCUUGAAAGAUCAAACUAAAUUACUUGGUGGAAGAAGUGUGGUCUUUUUGGGUUUUCUUUUUCUCCUCCUCAUUAAGGAUCAGAGUAGAACUCCUGGCACUAUUCCUAGAUCUAUCGCCCACUUGCAGCACGUUCCUGUAUUUCUGUUUCAAUUUAGCCUGUCAUUAGAACAAAGAUAAUGCCCUGGCCGGGUAGGCCAGUUGGUCAGAGCUUAGUCCCAAUACACCAAGGUUAUUGGUUUGUUUCCCAGUCAGGGUUCAUACAAGAAUCAACCAAUGAACGUAUAAACAAAUCGAUGUCCCUCUCUGCGCCCCCAACCCUUCCUCACUCUCUAAGAAAAAAAAAAUCAAUUAAAAAAAAACACAAUUUU
This is a messenger RNA of Myotis brandtii (Brandt's bat), 2807 nucleotides long. RefSeq names its product sterile alpha motif domain containing 15 (gene SAMD15). The transcript is spliced from 3 exons. Lineage: Eukaryota; Metazoa; Chordata; Mammalia; Chiroptera; Vespertilionidae. The coding region runs from base 223 to 2394 and encodes 723 amino acids. Gene Ontology annotation, molecular function: protein binding. The record is from RefSeq and is a predicted model, not a curated record.